Molecule: messenger RNA, 890 nt
Organism: Cryptomeria japonica (Japanese cedar)
Lineage: Eukaryota; Viridiplantae; Streptophyta; Pinopsida; Cupressales; Cupressaceae
Product: non-specific lipid transfer protein GPI-anchored 5
Exons: 3
Coding region: 112-801 (229 amino acids)
Biological process (GO): lipid transport
Molecular function (GO): lipid binding
Source: RefSeq, a predicted model, not a curated record
AUUCCGUCUAAGCAUCGAUAAUCCUCCUUUUAUAAAACCCAAUCCACUUUCAAUUUUCUCUAAUCCCAAAUUUCUUCUGUUUACAUUCUUACAAUUGCAAACUCAGGCGCAAUGAAAGGGAUUCACCCAUCAGUUUUCUUAGUAUUGAUUGUGGUGGCAUCAAUAACAGCAGCUGGGAAUUAUAGAGUUGUAGCUCAAACUCCGGCGGCUUUGUGUAUAACUUCUCUAAUAACGUUGUCUCCAUGCACUGGAUAUGUUACAAGCAAUUCCUCUACCACGCCUCCAUCACCCAGCUGUUGCAGUGCUCUCUCUUCUGUAGUGCAGAGCAGCGUAGUGUGUUUGUGCCAGCUGUUCACCUCCAACAAUUUUCUGGGCAUUUCAAUUAAUCAAACAAGGGCUCUCGCCCUCCCAAAGGCCUGCAAUGUCUCCACCCCACCGCUUAGUCGAUGCCAAGGAAUUACUGUUAAUGCUUCAGCUCCUUCUCCAUCUGUUGAUGCUCCAGCUCCUCCUCCAUCUAUUGAUGCUCCAGCUCCUUCUCCAUCUGAGGGAGGUGGAAGUGCUGCUGAUGCACCAACGAGUGAGAGUGUUCCAUCCCCUUCUCCUUCUAUUACACCUUCAACUCCAACUGUUGUGUCUCCCUCAAGUGGUUCACCCUCAGCUAUUCCUCCACCGAAUUCAAAUGGAUCAGGGAUUAGCCCUAAAGGAAAGAAUGAUCCAACCACUAAUGAAGGAGCACAUUUCAUUCCAUCUAUUUUCAUAAAUGUUUUUGUAAUGGUGAUUAUAGAAAAAUUUCUUUUAUAAAGAUAUAGAUAUUUUGUAUUCUAUUGGAGAAGUAUCAUAUUGUACUUUCCUAGUUCCUAUGAAUAACUUUAGUGAAGAAGUUUGAGAUC